Molecule: messenger RNA, 1413 nt
Organism: Neodiprion fabricii
Lineage: Eukaryota; Metazoa; Arthropoda; Insecta; Hymenoptera; Diprionidae
Exons: 1
Coding region: 1-1413 (470 amino acids)
Source: RefSeq, a predicted model, not a curated record
AUGAUGCAAAGAGUUGAGGAGGACGAGGAGGAUAUUGAUACUAUAAAAAGUAGAGAGGCCCGAAGGUGGAACGACACGUGGGAACCUAACCUAAGAAAAUAUAAGUUUUGGAAAUACCCUGGACUUGAAGUGAAGUUAUCGUCCGAUGAACCAAUAGACUGUUUCCACCUAUUUCUUAUAAAGGACCUGCUUCAAAUUAUAGUGGCUGAAACAAACCUAUACGUGAGAAAAUUGAUAUUAAGCUAUCGGAAAAAGAAUAAGAAAACAAGAUUAUCCAAGUGGAAGCCUCUGACACUUAAAAUAUUGAAAACUUUUCUAGGCUUGUGGAUCCACAUGAACCAUAUUCGCGUAAACCGAUUGAAAAAUUAUUGGAAAACCGAACUUUUGUACAAUUUCCCUUGUUUCAAAGAAUAUAUGAGCAAAAGUCGCUACAUGAUGAUCUUGAAGUGCUUACAGUUUUCUAAUUACCCUCAAAAAUGGGACCGUUUGUCAAAAAUCAGAUGGUUUCAAGAAUAUUUCGACCAAAGAAUCGGUGAUAUUUACUACCCACACAAAGAACAAACCUUGAAUGAAUCGUUCGUGCUGCCGAAAGGCAAACAUCAGUCAAAACGCAUAUCGAACCUUGUAUUUUACCUUACGAAUAAUUACACCGACACGGGACAUUCUUUGUACAUGACCGAUUGUUACAAAAGUAUUGCUCCGUGCGAAGAGCUCUAUCAGAAUCGAAUAUACGUUACUGGAACCCUGAAAUGGAACAGUAGCGGAAAUCCACCUGAAGUAACUUGUAAAAAGCUUGCAAAAGGUGAAGCUGUAGUAAAAUAUAAUAGUCCAGGAAUUGCGAAUGUAAAGUGGCGUGACAAAAAAGAGGUUUUAUUCAUUUCCACCGAGUUCAAAGGUCAAAUGAUGAAAGCGAGAGUCAAACAAGAUGGCACUAGAACCCCGAAACCUAUCUUAAAAUACAACGAAAUCAUGGCAGCAGCCGAUUGGCAAAACGAAAUGCUCGCCUAUUAUAUGUGCGAGAAAAGAACCGGUAGGUGGUACAAAAAGAUCGGAAAUCACAUUAUAUCGAUCAUGCUUCUAAACGGCUAUUAUCUCUACAACGAAUAUUCCACCAAGAAGAAAAAGAUAUCUUAUGACGGUUACCGGCAUAAUAUUACAAAGAUUCUUUUGAGCCAAGUGGAGAGACGAAUUGCGGAACGUCCUGAAACAGAUUCUGCAAAUCCGGUUAGACAUUUGCCUGAAAGAACUCCGGUUAAUGAGAAUGGACGCCAAUCGCGAAGACAAUGCAAAGUCUGCUACAAAAAGAAGCAAAACCAUAAAUUUAUUCCUUUUUAUUGUCCAUCUUGCCCAGAAAAACCAGCAAUAUGUCCCGGAAAAUGUUUCAAAACAUGUUAUAAACAUGUUAAAACGUAA